Molecule: messenger RNA, 609 nt
Organism: Seminavis robusta
Lineage: Eukaryota; Bacillariophyta; Bacillariophyceae; Naviculales; Naviculaceae
Source: the annotation of a GenBank genome assembly
AUGAGAUCAGCAAGCCAUCGACAGAUUCUGGCAACGCUGUUGUUGGGCCAUGGGGUCUUCUUCUUAUUGUUUGCCCCUACAACGGCCUUUCAACCGUCCGUGAGAAGGACGACUUUGCAAAUAAGAAAUGCCGCCGACAAUGAUAGCAAUGGCGAUCAAGACUUUUGGACCCAACAAAAAGAGCUCAUGGCCGAAAUGACGGAUAAAGAUGAACGCACAGGCAGACAGGAGCAACAGAUGAAAUACGAGGAGCGCGCCACGGCACUGGUGGGCGACACGGCCUUUUUCAGUCUCCUCAUUUUCCCCAUUCUUUGGCUCUGUUUCGACAAUCCGCUCUUUUCACUAUCGUACCUCUUGGGAGCUCUUUUUGGACUGGCAUAUGCCUAUGGCUUGGGCAAGUACGUGGCGACUCUAGGUGGAUCUAUCGAUGAUGCCAGUACAUUGCAAGGAGCUGGCGUGGGAGAGGCGAGAUUUGCAUUCCUCAUUCUACUAUUCAUUUUUGUGGGUAAAUUUCGAAGCUAUGGAUUGGUCGAGAUUCCGUGCAUUGCAGGAUUCUUCACUUAUCAGUUGGCGUCUCUUGGUCAAGGACUCAAGGAGUUCAAUGACUAG